Molecule: messenger RNA, 1005 nt
Organism: Theobroma umbraticum
Lineage: Eukaryota; Viridiplantae; Streptophyta; Magnoliopsida; Malvales; Malvaceae
Gene: SMB
Product: NAC (No Apical Meristem) domain transcriptional regulator superfamily protein
Biological process (GO): regulation of DNA-templated transcription
Molecular function (GO): DNA binding
Source: RefSeq, a predicted model, not a curated record
AUGAAGAUACUAAUCACACACGUAUUUUCUUUCAGCAAUACCGUGGAAAAUAAAAUGUUGCCAGGAAAUGGGCAGCUAUCAGUUCCCCCAGGUUUCCGAUUCCAUCCAACAGAUGAGGAGCUUCUGUACUAUUACCUGAGGAAGAAGGUCUCCUAUGAAGCUAUCGACCUCGAUGUUAUCAGGGAAGUGGAUCUCAACAAACUUGAGCCUUGGGACCUCAAAGAUAAAUGCAGAAUUGGAUCCGGCCCUCAAAACGAGUGGUAUUUCUUCAGCCACAAGGACAAGAAAUAUCCAACAGGAACUCGAACAAAUCGGGCAACUACAGCUGGUUUUUGGAAGGCUACGGGGAGGGACAAGGCUAUCCACCUCUGCAACUCCAAGAAAAUUGGCAUGAGGAAAACCCUAGUUUUCUACACGGGGCGGGCUCCUCAUGGCCAGAAGACUGAUUGGAUCAUGCAUGAGUAUCGCUUGGACGAUGAUGAUUCUGAUGUUCAGGAAGAUGGCUGGGUUGUCUGCAGGGUAUUCAAGAAGAAGAAUCAUAACAGAGGAAAUUUUCAACCAGAAUUUAGUCAAGAAGAAAGCUUCACUCACAUCAAGACUGUUGCUUCUUCAGCGCAACUGGAGACAAGGCAUAAUCAUUUGCAGGCACUAUAUGAUUUUUCCCUUGAUGGCUCCAUGCACCUCCCGCAAUUAUUUAGCCCAGAAUCAGCUGUUGCUUCUUCUUUUAUAUCGCCUGUCUCUUUGAACUCCACGGAUAUCGAAUGCUCUCAAAACUUAUUGAGGUUAACAUCGAGUGGCGGUUGUGGACUCGUGCAACAAGAGAGGUACAAUGGUGAAUGGUCUUUCUUGGACAAGCUUCUAGCAACUCAUCAUCUGAGCAUGGAUCAACAGCAUUCCCAAGGCAAAUGUAGCCCUUCCUCGCAAGUUGAUGUCGGCACUUCAACUCAAAAAUUCCCAUUCCAAUACCUCGGCUGUGAGGCUGACAUUCUGAAAUUUUCAAAGUAG